Molecule: messenger RNA, 1758 nt
Organism: Adineta steineri
Lineage: Eukaryota; Metazoa; Rotifera; Eurotatoria; Adinetida; Adinetidae
Source: the annotation of a GenBank genome assembly
AUGUAUUUGGAAUUGUUACCCAACGAAUUAUUAUUAAAUUUAUUCGAAUAUUUCAAUAGUUUUUAUCUGUUUCGUGCUUUUUACACUCUUAAUUCUCGUUUCAAUAAACUUCUCAUUGAAUAUUUUCGAAUUCAUAAAUUCGAUUUUCAUUAUUUAUCAAAAGAAGAAUUUGAAUUCACACGUCGAGAAUAUCUUCCAUUAAUUUCACAUCGAAUUGUUGCUCUUUAUCUAUCAAAUACAGAUGAAACACCAUAUCAAAUUGAUUUAUUUCUUGGAAAUGAUUUAACUCUUCCUCAAUUUAUUCAUUUACGAUCAUUAUCAUUUCAUUAUGUUUGUUCUAAUGAAUUAUUAAAUAAAAUUAUUUUACAAUGUUAUUAUCUUCCUCAUUUAACUUGUUUUCGUUUGAUUGAAUGUUAUUUUGAACAUUAUGAUAUAUCUCAUUAUGAUACUUUCAAUUAUCUUUGGUCUUUACCAAAACUUACUCAUUGUGUAUUAGAUUUUAGAUUUCAACGUUAUAAUCGAAUAUCAUUACCAGCACUUGUAUCACAAUCUAUAAAAUAUUUAUCAAUGCCAUAUAUUCAUUGGCAAUGGAAUGAUUUUAUUGAUUUAUUAGAAAGUAUACCAAAUAUUCUUCGAUUAGAUAUACGUUUACCUGAUUUUGCUACUUCCAUACAAAUAAAAUCUCCUAUUCAAUUUAUCUCAGCUUUAGAGAUCUUUGUUUCUAAUUCAUCUACCUUAUUGUUCAAUUUAUCACAAAAUAUGACAAAUUUAUCAUGUUUAAUAGUUAAAACUACAGGUAUUAUUAUCGAUGGACAUCAAUGGAAACAAAAUUUUGUUAAUUAUUUAUCGAAAUUAAAAAUAUUCAGAUGUUUUAUGAGUUGUGAAUUGGGUUAUAAUACUGAUAAAGAGAAAACAGUUGAUUCAUUAUUUGGUUCAUAUCGUAGUUCAUAUUGGAUUGAAGAUCAUCAAUGGUUUAUUCGAUGUCAAUGGUCACCAAGUGAUACUGAAAAACUAAUAUCUCUUUAUACACUUCCUGAUCGUUCAGAUUAUUCAAUUAUUCAACCCUCAAGUUAUACUCUUCUUACAAAAUCAACAUGCCCAUUUGAAUAUGAUUAUGACAAUAAUAAUAUUCCAGCUAUGAUUCACUUUGCAUUUAAACAUACAUAUAUGUAUUUUUCGUAUAUUCGAAAUCUUCAUUUAACAUUACCUUUAGCUGAUCUAUUAUUAUCUAAUUUACCACAAUUGAAUCGAUUAAUUCAUCUUCAAGUUGGAUGUGUUCCAUACAUUGAUGCAAAUACGGCUGUAUAUCAAUUACAAAAAUUAAUUGAUCAAGCACCUUAUCUUUAUUCAUUAGAAAUAUUAACUUGGUUUCCAUCUGAUAUUCAAGAAAUACCAUUAAAUCUGUUUAGUCAUUCAAUUCGAUCACUCAAGUUUCAAAAUGUAUCUUGUGAUACCAAUAGAAAUAAUAUUUCUUUGUUCAAUGGUCAUAAAUGUUUUCUUUUAAUUAAUUCAUCAUUAGGAAUUCAAUGUGAAUUUCUUUCUUUAAUUGUCAGAAAACGAACAAAUAUUAUUGAUCUUGUCAAUGGAUUACCGAAUCUUCGUACAUUAAAAGUUCAUUCUAAAGAUGACCAAUGCGAAUAUCAUUCAGUUAAACCAUCGAUCGAAGAUGAAUUGAUUCUAUGGUUACAAGCUCGUUUAUCAUGUCUUAUCAAUAGAGAUAUGAGAUUUACGAAAUUUAUUCAUCUAUGGAUUCGUUAA